AGUUCAAGCGGUGUCGAGGCGCAGCCCACCCCCCGCGCGUGCUUAUGGCUUAUCGGGUUGACCACAAGGGUUGGAAGUUGGCGGCCCUUGAGGCGAUCGCCACCGUCAACAAGCGCAUCACCGUCAACAUCAGAGGAGGUCAUGGGGAGCAGGCGCUCGGCUUCCGCUGGGACAAGGCUGGAGCGUCGGGGACCGCGCGCGUCGCCGAGGUCUUCAGCCCCGUGCUGCGGGCUGCGAGUGUACGGCCCGGGGCCCUGCUGCUCUUGGUGGAUGGACUGGACACCGCCGUGCUCACCACAGAGCAAGUCGAGACGCUGCUCCAGACCAGCGGCCGCCACUCUCUUCGGCUGGGCUUGCGGGUGGUACUCCGCCCUGGUAAGGCUCGCGCCGCCCCAGCGCCACCUAAGAAGCGGCGACUCGACCCUGACAUGGGCGUGGUCACCACGGAGUCCGGGCUCUGGGCGUACAACACCUCGUGGGCGGGGAUUGCCGUCACAGACGAGGAGGCACGCCGCCGCGAGGCUAGGGCCCAGAAGUAUGGAGCGCACGGGGUCGCAGCCACAGGGACUAACAGAUCCCAGACAGAAAGCGGCACCGCUGCGGUCCCCAAGACGCUGCUGUGGAAGAACGAGCCGAAGGAAGAGUUGGAGGAGGAAUCCAGGGUGGAGAAGCAGGGCGAAGCCGACGAGGAGUGGGAGGCGGUGGCAAUCGACGGCUACGAGGACGAGUGGGGUGAGGACGACGAGGUGAUCGACUUGCAUGCCCCUGGGUCCCUGGGCGCCAUCGUCGGAACCUGCCAGGAGCUCGAGAAGGGCUACCUGCGUCUCACGGAGGAGCCCUGCCCAGAGCGCGUUCGGCCGCUCCAGGUGCUCCGCUCAGCCGUGGACCGCCUCAGGAGGCUCCGCGAUGGGCCAGGGGAGGCGCGCAGUUGGCAGUACCUCGGUGAUCAGCUCCGCUCGGUGCGGCAGGAUCUCCUGGUGCAGGGCCUGCAGGACCCUGCGCGAUCGCCCGCAGGCGCCGCCCUCGCGGCCGAGGUGUGCGUCCUCAACGCGCGGUGGGCGCUGGCCGCCGGGGACGUCGUCCACUUCGUGCCGUCCGUGUCGGAGCUCCGUGGCCUCCACCACGCGCUGCGUGGUGCAGGCCUGGCGGUCGCCCGUGACGUGGAGGUCGAGUUCUUGGGUUGCCGUUUGCUGUGCGCCACUCUCUUGGAACUCCAGGGCGAGCAGCUGGAGGCCGAGGCGGAGGCCAGCCGCUCGAUGCCCUUCUCCCCGCUGCUCGCGUGGGUGCGCGCCGUGUCCUGCGCAUACCGGGCGGGCCGUCACGUGCGGUAUUUCGCUCUUUGCGAACAGGCACCAGAGUGCGCAGGCGUUGAGACGGCGGUACUGCUGCUGCGCGCCUUCCACGACCGCGUCCGCCUCAAGGCCUUGCAGCGCCUCUGCCGUGCCGUGCCUGGCGGCUUCUCCAUCGGCACGGUCUCGCGGCAGUUGCGGCUCGGCUGCGAGGAGGAGUGCGCUGCUUGGUGCCACCGUGUCGGCGGCGCGGUUUUGGAGGCGUCGCCCAGGGGUGGCAGCACCGUGCACGUGAACGCGCGGGACACCGCGGAGGCCCUGCGGGGCCACCGGCUCCUCGCCUCGCGCCACGGCGUGCCCAGGGCGCCGCAGGAGGAGUCCGCGCUGGCCGCCGUGCCGCAGGUGACGGUGGUGUCUUCGCCGAAGGCGGCGCCGCCACCUCCCUCUGGCAACGCCGCUGCCGCUAUGGGCGCGCGCGCCCGCGCGCUGGCGCGCAAGGCCGCCAGAGAGCAGCGCGAGGCAGGUGCUGCUUAAACAGCACAAAUCAUCAUCAUCAUCACCACCGUAAUCGUCUCGCUCCCCA
Messenger RNA from Prorocentrum cordatum, 1872 nucleotides. Lineage: Eukaryota; Dinophyceae; Prorocentrales; Prorocentraceae. The record is from the annotation of a GenBank genome assembly.